CUUUGUUUGUAAACUUAAGAGUUGAAGUUCUGGGUGGACUUAGUGACAUGAGCUUUGUAAAAGGUUGUCUUGAAGCCUUUUUGGGUGCUGCACGGCAUCUGUUGUCUGGCAGCCUUCCAGAUGGAUAGUUCCUUUAUUGGCAUGAUGGCAUAUAGCUAGUAGCGCUUCAUCAGAGAUUUAAGAGGAUUUUCCUGUGGGGGAAAAAUGAAGCUUUUAUCAGAUUUUAGCCUUGACAGGCUACAAAACUUUCUGAAACAUUUUAAUGUCUUUAGGGUAAUAUGGGUAGUUAUUUACUGCUGAUCUGGUGUGUGUAUUUAUAGCUGUCCCCCCCAACUUUAUGGUGAUUUGUCCUUGGAUAAAGAGCCAUGCUGCUGUUCGAUAGCAGUGAAAUGUAUUUAAAGGUGACCUGCAAAAAAAACCAAAAGUCAGGUUUGUGCUUUGGCAUGUGCUGCAAUACAGCUAGGGGCUUUGGAAAUCCUGUUCGUGGUGUUUCCCCCUUCCCCGCUUCUAUUUAACUGUUCCAUGUGAAUGGGAGCUGCCUUAGUUUGUUUAUCUUGGCAUCUUCAUGUCUUGAAGAAGAUGAAGUAAUAGAGGUGACUGCUCUCAGGUGGUGGCAAGUCUAAAUGUACUGUUAUUUCUUUAAGCUGAUGCCUGACUUACUGGAUUGUCACCUUGGAAAUGCAGCGGAGUGGCAAGAAAAUGCUUGGCUUCUCCAUCAUUAAAAUAUCUCAAAGCAAGUUAAGAGUGAUUAAUACAGUUACUCCUCUUGUGGGUCACUUCUGAAAUACAUAGUAUCAGUCAUAAUUGUCUUGCAAAGUAGUGAUCAGUGUUCACUUGUUCGAACUAGGCAGGGAAUCAUAGUUAAUGCGUUCACAAGUUGUGGCCUGAUGAAUGGGAAAACCAAUUUCUAAAGGGUUUUAAAAUGUUUGUCUUUGGAAGCAAAAUGGUACUGAGUCUGCGUAAUGAACUUCAGGACUAUAAGCCCUGGGAAACUUCUGUAACUGGAGGCUGUGAAACGUUGAUGCUUGAGAUUCAGCAAUGGUUUUCCGUAAUGUGAAGAAUUACAAUCUUAAAGACUUCUUUAACAGGCCCUAAUUAUGAACAGUCCCUUGCCGUAAGCUAUGCUUUUACUGUGCUGCACAAGAUACAUUGGUUAAUAGGAGUAUCUGUAUGUGUAGAUGUCUAACUUUUAAGUACUGUGUUGAAUUCCGUUCCAAGUGUCUUGUGGUUUCUCUCCAGUUCACGUGGAUGGAAAAGUCCGGUGUGAGAUUGUUUCCUGCCUUGCUGUUCAGCUACUCAUUCCAGCAGAUACUCCUAGGGGAACGUUGAAACCUCUUCAUUCUGUCUGCAGGGCUUGUUAUGCUAAACAUUGAGAAGCAUUGUUCUUGGUUUUUGGGACUGCUUGUUAAAAUACAACAGUUUAGAUCUGCUGUGUAGUUGUGAUUCAUGCUAAUUAGUCACCAACUUCUAUCAAAUUGGUGCUCUUGUGCUGUGUUUGAACUUGCUCAAUCGGUACUUCUUGAUACAAGGCAUAGUUCCAAGAACCAGGAAUGUGACUGUGGAAAAAUCUAAAUGUUAGAAUUCUUGGUUCGUAAGUGUAAGAAUUACAGGCCAAAUGUUCAAGGUUUUGGGAGCACGUGAAACAGAUCUGUACACAAAGGGUAAGCAUAGGUGUUUCAUGACUGCUCCAUCGCUUGGCAGUUGUCAAGACUUAAGCUGUUAGCAGGUUGCUGAACGUAGGAGGAGUUCACCUCAGUCGGCUGUUUUGCGUCAGUAAGUAUGGUUUAGGAGACAUGAGCUUUGAGGUCUACUCAUAUUUUUGCAACCUGGUUUUCUGAGAUGCGUACAGUCGUCUAAAGGUGACCUCUCAAGAGUAAUGACUUGGUUCAGUCAUUUCAGUGUAUUUCAGUUGGUGAAACUCAAUUACAGGUAUGCAGUACGACAUGGUUAUUAAUGGAACUAAAAAAUGUUCUUGUUUGAAACUCCCUUGUAUCGGCUGACAAACACAAGGUUCUACUAAACUGAUGUAAUCAGCAUUGAUAACUGGCAAUUGGUGGACGGCUUCAGGAGAAGAGUAAGGCAGCAGUUCUUCAGCGUGUAAGUGGAGUCUAAAUGUAAAUAUGAUUGAAUGCUAAAUAGCUGUCUUAGUCUGUCCUCUAACAAAUGGCUAUGUCAUAGGCAAAAAAUGGUAGUGCUUCCUGGCUGCUGGCAUCAGUGAGGUGAUAGCAGAUGAUAAAAAAAGAACUUGUCUUUGAUUUUGAGAUGUUUAUUGGUUCCUUUACGAAAUACAGAAUUUUGUAUUAAACGUUUUUACUGACCAGAGUAGCAAGAUGGUAUACAAUACAAAGAGAAAGAGUAGCUGUAACAUGAGGCAAUGGUCAUGUUCUGCUCUGUUGCAAAGCUGGGAGCUACUGCAGUCAAGGCGGUGCUCGUGUUGCAUUCAAAGCUUCCAGGACAGUCCAGAGACUGUUUGUAUUGGCUUUUACCCCGUCUGCAUCAGGGAGAGCUGCACUGUGGAUCAGGUCUGCCUGCCUGCCCCUUCAUAGCAAAACCUGGAUAUGUGAACACAUGUGAGGAAAAGAAGCAACAAAGCUUCCCUAGCUUAAAAUUUCUGUGAAGGAAAGCAGCUACUAAGCUUCAUGUGCUGUCUUCUUUCUCGAUGCAUCUCUGGAAUUUUUUUGGCACCUCUGUGACCUCCUAAAGCUGUAACUUGUGCCUUCUUGCUGUUGUGCUCAAUACCAGGUGUUAGUGCUGGAAAGCACCAGUUACUCUGAUACCUGAAGACAGCUGGAGGGUCCUCUGGGUUUUGAUGUCCAAGACUGUUGCAGUGUGCUUACAGUCUGAAGUUUUACAGGGCAAAGAAAAAAAGAUGAAUAAGUAAUAUGAAAGUGCUGUUCCACAUUUGGCUUGUUCCCCCUUAGUUUUAGUAGAUGUGCUAAUGAGUUGCUCUGUUUUCACUGACCUUAACCAUCUUUUCAAGGAGAUGCUCUCCUUCAUCCGUGGAUACAAGCUUUUUCACUUUGCCUUGCUCUCCUGGGCUGUCAGAGAGGCAAAAUUCUCUCAGGCGAAAGUGAGAUUUCCCUUCCCCUACUGUAAAGGAAUAGCUUGCCAAUUCUUCUGUCUCUGCUUUGGAAAGAAGGUUUUUCUUUCCUUUUAAAUAAAACUUUAUAUGAGUAUGACUUUGUCUUGUCUCUCCCCAGCCCAAACUCCCGACGUAACUUUUUAGGGGUUGCCUGUCACAGGCUUUAAACUAACUGAAGGAGAAGCUGUGACUAAUUCUGAAUUGCCUCAUGUUGAAAGUAUUAGGCUUUUGAGGGCAGGGUCCUCUUCAAUCAGUCACACUGCUUGUGGUUCCUUGCUUCAGAAGGUGAUGGAGCAUCCAUACAGUUUUGUAGUUACAUUUACAGUAACGUCUGGAGAGUCUUACUUCUCUAUUUAGUAUGUACUUCUGACCCUGUAGGGGAAAGAAAUAACUGUGAUAUAAAGUAUUUACCCCUUUUUCAGUUUCUGUGCUGCUCCUCUUGCUGAGACUUGCCUCUUUGCACCUUUUACGCCUUUUACAGCUUUGUGGUUUGUUGUGACUAUUAAAAUCGUGUUGCCCAAUUUUAGACUCUUCAACAUUGACAUCUACAUCUGAGUUUAUCCUAGUUACUUCCCAGAUAAGUCUUAAGGGCUAGGUGAAUUCAUCUGAGCCGUGCCCCAAGUCACCAUAUGGAUGUACUUAUCUAAGCUUCCUGAACAGUCACUGAAGAAUAUCUGCAUGUUGACAGACUAGCCUGGCUUGGUCAUCUUGACUUCCCAUGCAGAGAAACUUCUUUGGAAAGUGGAUAUAAAGUUUAAGGAGACAAAAAAUGAUGGCCGUAAUAAGUGUAACACUGGCAAUUCUUUUGAUUUGUCUUGCAUUUCUAGUUAUUGCAAUGACUUCUGCUUUAAACUCUUGUUUUAAGAACAUUGAGUUUCUGAACUUUCUAACCUGUGAGAUUCAAAACAAUAAAGUAGUCGUUCUGCUAAGUGGAGUCCUAAAGACACCAUGGGGAGCAUAUUUCUUUAUUAUACUUGCAUUGACUUACAGCGAGUAAUUUCUGCCAGUUUUAUAUCCCUUUGGAGGCUGGUCUGUUUUGAGUUCAUUAAGUAAAUCUCUUGUGCCUGAAAGAAAUUUCCCCACUUGUGGAUAUAGGAUAUGUUUGCUGAUAGAAGUCAGGUAUCUUCUAGCAGAAAGGAAAUCUACCUGGAUCACUAUGUUAUGUAUGCUCUCUGAGGCAGGUUUAGUAUGUGAAUGUCUGCCAUUGGUAGUUUUCCAUGGCUUAAUUGCCUAUGCACUAUUGUAGGCUCCCCUUCUCUGCUGUUCGGCUUUAUCCUCAGUGCCUGAUGUUCUGAUACAUGGGGCUGGGAUCUAGAAAAAAGCCAAGUAAAAUGUGACCUAGCAUAGGCUGUUAAAAACACCUUCCUUUGCCAGCCUCAAACAAUAGUCUCCUGGAAAAAGUGUCAUGUUGAAUUGUUUUAUAUGUUUUUCAAGUGAAAAAAUGCAUUUUUAUUUCAGUUAUUCUGUACUCUGGACUUAGUGUCUUGGAUUCUGAACUGUUACACUGUUUUUUCUGUUGUUCCCCUCCCCCUGCUUUUUUUUUUUUAAAUUUGGCUGUUCAGGAAGUUCAGAUGUCCUUUCAAGGAAAGUGUCUACUUCAAGAUGUAUACUUAGUUUUUAAUAUAGGUGUCUAAGGCUUGAAUGUCAAUCACUGAGGGAAAUUGGCACAUGUAAGACUUUCCAAGUGAUGCAUGAUUGCUGCUGUGAUAGACUCCUGGAAAUCUUGUAGUUCAGAGGUCAGAUUUGUUAAAGAGUAAAAAUUAAAUCAUAUUCAACAUGUUAUAUCCGAGCUUGACAAACUUCUUUGGACGUGUUUGUGUGGAUCUGAAGGAAGAAUCGUAGCUGAUUUUGAUUAGCGUCUGGGAGAGGAGAGCCCUCAGUCCAUGGGCUCAGUAAUAGUGUUAUUAUUAGCAAAGUCACAGACUUCUGGCCUCUGUGAAAUGGCGUGGUUUUGUAUUGUAGGUAAUGUGGGAAUUUGUCAUCAAUUGUGCAUCAAUUGUUGAAACACAUUUACAUUUUUGAUCAAAGUUUGGUUGAACCCUGGCUGCUGCUGUUGAGGUGGAUGGCUUCAGAAUGUCUUGGUAACGCUGGGCACUUGGAUUCGGUGCAUGUGCCACCAAGGACCAGUCCAGGAGGGCUGUUGACAGUGCAGUCCCUUGGAAACGAUUCCAUGUAUGCUAUGUCAUUUUGUUAGGCUUCAGUUCAAGAAAUAUUAUUUAGAUAUCGAGGCUGUGGACAGUAAUUGGAUGCUCUGAUCUGGAUGCCCUGUCCCUUUCAAAGGGGCGUGCUCAUUAACCUCCACCAGUCUGAAACGCUGUCCUUAUGAAAACGACUGCCUGGAUAACUGGUGUUGAGCUGGAAUGCUGAUAUUAGAGAUUUUUUUUUUUUAGUGAGAAGUGGAGAUUAAAAACAAAGCGAUUUCAUUAAGCAUUCCUUUUAUUUCAGCUUUGAAUGACACCUUAAGGAUAUUCCUUUUGCAUAAUAACGCCGAGUGUCCUGUAAGUGACUGGGCCUGUAGGAGGCUGGGCCUAACGCAUCUCCCUAUCUCUGUUGCUUGCGAAGAGGUAGACCGAGAGUGAGACUCGGUUCCUAGCUCAACGUAUGCUGUCAGUAUUCAGACUGGGUUGUGUUUUCCCACAAAGUGUGCUUUUCACCUUUUGGAUAAUGCAACUUGGAGUCCUCCUGUCUUAAUUGUAAAAACUAAUACUUCCAAAAUCGGAAAGAAAAAGUAAAAAUUGUUUUCUUUGAUUCUUCUGUAUGCCAGUCACUUCAAGGGCAGCAGCUGUUUUGGUAGUUGUAUUCUGGAGGUCCAUGAUACGGUUACGUGGUCAUAAAAAGGCAAUCCUGGUCUUGUGAGGAAAGGUGCGGAUGUAGUUUUCCAGCGCGUUUUGCCAGUUUCUGUAGAUGGGCUCAUCUUGUGAGCAAAUAUGGCAGAUUGCUUAAUACUACUUAUUAAAGAAAAAAAAAAAAAGGACUUUAUUGUGGCUUAACAAAAGACAAAACCCACUGAAAUGAAUAGGAGACAGUCGGUGAUCUGUUGAUUCAAUCUGACUCCCUUUUUUGGAAGUUUAUCUUUAAAUCCAGAGAAAAGCAAAUAACUGUCCAAGUUACGGACUAUUGAGACAAGAUUGCAUAUUGUGUGAAGUGGCGGAAAGUUGUUCUUGCAUACUUUCCCAUGGAUUUGGAUUGCCUCAAGUAUUGAGUGGGUACUAAAGAUGAAGGAAACUGAUAUUGUGGAAAUAGCUGGCUUUUGAAGUGGAGGAAAAUCAAGAACAUGUUUAACUGUUUUAAAACUACUGCAUACCUGUAAUUGUCCAGUUUUGUGGUCUAGUGAAUAUGGAGUGUUUCUGAGCUUUCUUAUAAGGCAGAGGCUCCAUACACGGUUGUUGAUUGUUCUAAAUUCCCAUUGUUUUCUUGGCUUUUCUCCCUUGGUAUAUGUGUCGUCUGGAAUCUGAUUUGUAGUUGGUGAGGUAACAUACGUGGAGCUCUUAAUGGACGCUGAAGGAAAGUCAAGGGUAAGUGUUUGAGAGAUUUCUUCUGUGGAUUUUCUACAUGACAAAUGUAACUGUAUGGUGACGUGGAACGAAAGGAAGUCAGGAAGGUAGAGAGUGUGUAUGCUUAGUGGCUAUAACAUAGGCUUGCUUAAAGCUUCUUUGAGGGUGGGGAGGAGGUGGGCUGGGGCCUUGUAAACAGUGUUAGGGUGGUCUUCCACCGUGUUCAGUUGGCGUUGGCUGUUUGAAUGACCCAUGGACCCUAGCAGUAUGUAUAGUGGUAUGGAAUAUUAAUGAAAUACUUGUGUUUUGGAAGUGUCACUGUAGUGGUUUGCUGAAUUUGUAAGGCCAGUGUGCAAAAGCAGGUUCUGUAAACUACACUUCCUGUGCCAGUAAAUAGAAUUAAAUUCCUAAAUGUAAAGGUAUAUUGCCUUCAUAGGUACCUAAAUCCUUUAGUCCAGUGACAGUAUCUUACAGGGAAAAAUCGUAGGAGCACGCUUAACUGCAUUGAAGGAUAUGGAUUUAGAGUGAGAGAAUAUGGCGAGGGUUUUGCUGUAUGAAGAACAGGUCACAUGAAGCGUGUGGUAUUUUUGGAGAAUCGGGACUUAGUUCUGUUUGUUACAACUUCAGAAACUACUGUUUAACCCUGUUCAUGCAUAAGAAAUUAUAUCUUAUGGAAUUCAAGUAUUGAAGGCUUUAUUGGGUAAGAUUGUUUGUUUUCAUUAUUAGGGCUAACUAAUGUGAUUUGACUUUUUUUUUUUUAAAAAAAGGGGUUUGUUUUGUUCUUUUACUUACUUUAUUUCUUCUUUCUUCCCUCCUCCCUGUUAUUCGCCUGUGAAAUCAUCUCAUCAGGGAUGCGCUGUUGUUGAAUUCAAGAUGGAAGAAAGCAUGAAAAAGGCUGCAGAGGUUUUGAACAAGCAUAGUCUUGGUGGAAGACCAUUGAAAGUGAAAGAAGUAAGACGUGCAUCUGUUCUUUCAGAUCCUGACGGUGAGCAUGCCAGGAGAGCAAUGCAGAAGGUCAUGGCAGCAGCUGGUGGAAUGGGUAUUGGUCCAGGCCCGGGUGGCCCCGGCAUGAUCAAUAUCCCGCCUAGUAUACUCAACAAUCCCAACAUACCCAAUGAGAUUAUUCACGCCUUACAGGCAGGGAGACUUGGAAGCACUGUCUUUGUGGCAAAUUUGGAUUACAAGGUUGGUUGGAAGAAACUGAAAGAAGUAUUCAGCAUGGCCGGUGUUGUGGUUCGGGCAGACAUACUGGAAGAUAAAGAUGGCAAAAGUCGUGGGAUUGGCACUGUCACUUUCGAGCAAGCUAUAGAGGCUGUUCAGGCUAUAUCAAUGUUUAAUGGGCAGCUGCUGUUUGACAGACCGAUGCAUGUAAAAAUGGACGAACGAGCCUUUCCCAAAGGAGACUUCUUUCCUCCAGAGCGACCCCAACAACUUCCUCAUGGUCUUGGUGGUAUUGGCAUGGGAUUAGGACCUGGAGGUCAACCUAUUGAUGCAAAUCAUUUAAACAAAGGCAUGGGAAUGGGCAACAUGGGACCUGGAGGAAUGGGAAUGGAAGGCAUGGGCUUUGGAAUGAAUAAAAUGGGAGGAAUGGAAGGUCCUUUUGGUGGCAUGGAAAACAUUGGUCGCUUCCCAGCUGGAAUGAACAUGGGCAGAAUGAGCGAGAUGGAUCGUGCCAUGGGGGGAGGAUUUGAAAGAGAAUUCGGAAGAAAUGAAAUGGGAAUGUCUCGUAGUUUUGGAGAGACCUUGGAGAGAGGAAUAGGUGGUGGAAAUGCCAGCAUUCCUGGGAUUGAGAGGAUGGCACCUGGCAUUGAUCGUAUGGGCUCGGGAAUAGAAAGAAUACCUUCCGGGAUGGGGCAUGGGAUGGAGAGAGUAGGGUCAGAAAUAGACAGGAUGGGUCUUGUUUUGGAUCGCAUGGGCUCCAACGUGGAGCGAAUGGGUUCAGGAAUUGACCGAAUGGCCCCUCUGGGCAUAGAUCACAUUGCUCCUAACAUUGAGAGGAUGGGCCCGGCUAUCGAGAGAAUGGGUUCUGGCAUAGAAAGAAUGGGUUCUGGAAUAGGCUUUGGCAUCGAGAGAAUGGGUGCCGCCAUCGACCGCGUUGGCACCACUAUGGACAGGAUGGGAUCAGGUGUAGAACGUAUGGGUUCUGGCAUGGAUAGAAUGGGUAUCGGUAUGGAGCGUAUGGUCCCUGCUGGAAUGGGAACUGGAAUGGGUCAGGUGAUAGAGAGGAUGCCAGCCGGUUUGGAUCGCAUCGGUGCCGCUCCUAUAGAAAGAAUAGGAAUAGAUCGUAUGGGUGCUGCUGGCAUGGAGAGAAUGGGCUUGGAGCGCAUUGGAGCCACUAAUAUGGAAAGAAUGGGCCCUGCUAUGGGGCAGGGCAUGGGAGCAGGCAUAGAUCGAAUGGGACUUGCAAUGGGAAGCAAUUUUGAAAGACCAAUGGACAUGGAACGUGGAAACUUUGCAGGCAAUUUUGCAGGCUCCCUUGGAGGAACUGGAGGACCUGCAGCUGGGGUGGCCAGAAAAGCCUGUCAGAUAUUUGUGAGAAAUCUGCCUUUUGAUUUUACAUGGAAAAUGCUGAAAGAUAAAUUUAAUGAAUGUGGUCACGUGCUGUAUGCUGACAUCAAGAUGGAGAAUGGGAAGUCUAAAGGCUGUGGUGUGGUUAGAUUUGAGUCCCCAGAAGUAGCUGAGCGAGCCUGCCGUAUGAUGAAUGGGAUACAGCUUCGUGGGAGGGAGAUUGAUGUGCGAAUUGAUAGAAAUGCUUAAGUAGUUGCCUUUUUAACAGGGAUACCAGAUUUUUGAAUUUGUAUUUUUUCUCGUUAACCAUUUUAAUUUGACUGGAUGUAAAGGUGUUAAAACGAUUCAUUUGCUUUCUGGAGUAAUUUUAAUUACUUUUUUAACAAAUGGAUUUCCAUUUUACUGUUUUUUGCAUUGAAACUGCAAUGUGCACAAUCUUUUUUUGUAGUUGUGGCAUCUUGUUGACAUUACAGAUGUAAACAGUAUGACUUUGAUAAUAAAUGCAAGUUAAAGAUUUCAGUAACAGCAUCGUUACUGGCAUCGCAUCCUCUGCUUGUGAAAUUAUCUGUAAUCUGAGUUCAGUAAACUAGAAUUUGUAUUCUUA
This is a messenger RNA of Cuculus canorus (common cuckoo), 9688 nucleotides long. RefSeq names its product heterogeneous nuclear ribonucleoprotein M (gene HNRNPM). The transcript has 13 exons. Gene Ontology annotation, cellular component: post-mRNA release spliceosomal complex; nucleus; cytoplasm. NCBI's taxonomy places the organism in Eukaryota, Metazoa, Chordata, Aves, Cuculiformes, Cuculidae. Gene Ontology annotation, molecular function: mRNA binding. The coding region runs from base 7450 to 9333 and encodes 627 amino acids. Gene Ontology annotation, biological process: alternative mRNA splicing, via spliceosome; regulation of mRNA stability involved in response to oxidative stress. The record is from RefSeq and is a predicted model, not a curated record.